Mercenaria mercenaria is the source of this 5965-nucleotide messenger RNA. Its product is annotated as kinesin-like protein KIF28P. Gene Ontology annotation, cellular component: microtubule; kinesin complex. Gene Ontology annotation, biological process: cytoskeleton-dependent intracellular transport; microtubule-based movement. The record is from RefSeq and is a predicted model, not a curated record. The coding region runs from base 293 to 3238 and encodes 981 amino acids. The transcript has 24 exons. Gene Ontology annotation, molecular function: ATP hydrolysis activity; microtubule motor activity; ATP binding. Lineage: Eukaryota; Metazoa; Mollusca; Bivalvia; Venerida; Veneridae.
UUUUAUUUAAGGUUCCUUUAUUUAAACCUAAAUUAUUUAUUCGACUUUCCCGUUGCUAUAAAUACUUUGUUUGUUUACGGAAGUGACGAUUUUGGAGCACCUGAUCGGCCGAUAUUCUGAUUUCGCAACUGUCAAAUAGUUUCGAUGCACAAUAUUGGAACACUGCAGUAAAUUAUUCAUUGCAUGUUAUGGGAUUUAGAUUUUGAUUAACUUUAUUUAGACGAGCAUUUAUUUUUGGAUACUGGUAUUGUAUUUUUCUUCUGCAAAACCGAUACUUUGGGAAUAAAUUGAGAUGGCGGCAGCUGAGAACGUGAAAGUUGCAGUGCGAGUGCGACCAUUCAAUUCACGUGAGACUGCACGAAAUGCCACACUCAUUAUUGCUAUGAAUGGCAACUCAACAGAAAUUAAGAACCCAGAGGAUUUAUCAAGUGAGCCGAAGAGAUUUGCCUUUGAUCAUUCCUACUGGUCACAUAAUGAAUACAACGAGCGAUCUGAUGGUUACCUAGAAGCUUCUGGAUCAAAAUAUGCAGAUCAGCAAAGGGUAUUCGAUGACCUUGGUCGUGGUGUGCUUGAUAAUGCGUGGAAGGGGUACAAUUGUUCCUUGUUUGCCUAUGGUCAGACAGGCUCAGGAAAGUCUUAUUCUAUGGUCGGUUAUGGGGCCAACAAGGGUAUUGUCCCGAUCUUCUGUGAUGAGAUAUUUAAAGGCAUUGAGGAGAAAAGAAAAACUGCAGGGAAAGAUGAAGAUUAUCAGGUAUCACUGAGUAUGUUGGAGAUCUACAAUGAACAAGUACGUGACUUGCUCAAUGCAAAGACAAUGACAGUGAAAGGUGGUCUUAAAGUCAGGCAGCAUCCAUCAAAAGGAUUUUAUGUUGAGAACUUGACAGCAUGUGGGGUAAACAGUUACAAGGAAAUUGACGGGAAGAUCAAUGAUGGAACCAGAAAUAGAACUGUGGCAGCCACCAACAUGAAUGCUACUAGUAGUCGUGCACACACCAUUGUAGCAAUUACAUUCACACAGAAACAGCCAAAUGAGACAGGACAAAGUAUGACCAGAACAUCUACAGUCAACCUUGUAGAUCUUGCUGGCAGUGAGAGAGCUGACUCUACAGGAGCUACAGGAGACAGAUUAAAGGAAGGAUCAGCUAUCAAUCAGUCUCUCAGUUCCCUGGGAAAUGUCAUCAAGGCACUUGCUGAUCAGUCUAUGGGAAAAAAGAAAGUUGUCGUUCCAUACAGAGACUCUACAUUGACAAGACUGUUACAGAAUGCUCUUGGUGGCAACAGCAAAACAAUUAUGAUUGCUGCCCUAAGUCCUGCUGAUAUAAACUAUGAGGAAACACUGUCAACACUCAGAUUUGCUGACAGAGCAAAGGCCAUCAAAACAACUGCCACUAUCAACGAGAGUCCAACAGACAAGCUAAUCCGUGAAUUGAGAGAAGAGAACGCUAAACUCAUGGAAAUGUUAAAGUCAGGAGGAGUGGUAAUGGCCCCUGCUGGCGGCAGUGGAGGAUCAUCAGACGAGGUGGAGGAGAUGAAGAGACAGAUGGAGGAGGAGUUACGCAAGAAAGAGGAGGAGCUUGAAAAUCUCACAAAAUCGUAUGAGCAGAGAAUGGCAGAAGCUUCACAGUCUGGGACGGGAACAGUUCAGAUGCAUCAAAAAGAGGAAGGGGACAAGAAAGUGAUACCUCAUUUCUGGAACCUGAAUGAGGAUCCAGCCCUUACUGGCAUGAUUGUUCACUUUGCUAAACCAGGUAAAAACAGAUUAGGCAACAAAACUGCAUCACCACCACCAGAAAUUAUGCUCAAUGGUCUUAGCAUUGCAAAGGAACAUGCAGAAGUUAUCAACAGCAGUGGCAGUGUUUCUAUCAAACCAAACCCUGCAGCCAAGGAGAUCAUGGUCAAUGGCACGAAGAUUAACAAGGAAACCAAACUCAGUCAUAAUGACAGAGUGUCAUUUGGACCUAAUCACUUGUAUGUCUUCCACCAUCCUCAAGAUUAUGCAAAGAAGGUGAAUGCUGGGGAGAAGGUAGAUACCCCCACAUUUGACACCGCUCAGGAGGAAAUUGCCAAACAAUCCGGAUUGAUGACGGCUGGGGCUGGAACAUCAAAAGGAGAGAAAGAUAUUAAUGACCUUCUGCUACAAGAGGAUUUGAUUCAGAUGUUGCCAAUGGUGGCUGAAGCAACUGCGAUGGCAGAAGAACUUAAGAAGGGGGUCAAGUUUGAAAUAACACUUGUAUCCCCACAGGCCAGGGGACAGAAAGAGGGCAAAACAGAGGUUAUGGUGAAGAUGUUGGCCCUUGAUGGCAGUGGUAAUGACUGGCUGUGGGACAGGAACAAAUUUAUCAACAGAAAGUUCAUCAUGCAGGAAAUGUAUCAGAACUAUGUGGAGGGUGAUUCUGAAUGGGAUGUUCCUCAGGACAGGGAUCCAUUCUGGGAACCAGCAGAUUGUGAGAAGUUGAUUGGUACCACUCAUGUGUUGUUACAGUCUAUGGCAUACAACAUUGACCUGGAGGAGAACCUUGUCAUCUCAGACUACAAGGGUAAUGAUCAAGGUCAUCUAGAGGUCGCUGUUGUACCAUGUACCAAAGAUUUCACACCUGUACCUGAGGAUGACUUUGUAGAGGACCCAAAAGAACUGAAAGGGAAACCUGUUUACUGCAAGAUACUGGUUAAAUCUGCAAGAGGUCUACCAUCAAACAUUGACAAGAGUUUCUGUCGCUACAAGUUCUACCUAGACAAGGAUUAUACUCAAACCCAAGAGGUUGGUGGGACUAUCAACCCAGACUUUCAUCACGAGAACAAAAUUACCCUAAAGUCAGCGACGGAACAGUUCAUUGACUACCUGAAUAAUGAAUCUCUCUACAUUGAAGUAUGGGGUCGACAGAAGGCCAAAGGAGGCAAAGAAAAGACUAUAUUGGCACCGAAGAGUAAGGAAAAGGGAGGUAAGAAAGAGGGUGUAACCAAUGGCAACAUUGGAGCACCUCUCCCACCAAUUGCUGACAACAAGGCGAAAGAGGAGGCCAACAUCUAUAAGAAACAGGCUGCUGAAUCUGAGAAAAAACUGAACAGUAUCAAUGAUUAUUUGAAGAAGAGGAAGGCUCAGGGACAUGAUGCAAUGAGGAUGGAGGAUGUAGAAGCACUUCUAGCAGGACGUAUACCACAAGGACGUCCAGUACAGACACAGGCUGCUGGUCAAUCUGGUGGUCAGGCUGAGGGCUCAAAGGCCUGUACCAUACAGUAGGCAAAAAAAGUCUACACUGUACAGUAAACAAUAUAAGUCUACACCAUACAGUAGACAACAAUUAUGAACUUUAUACAUAUCAUCUCAACAGUUUGUGUGUUAAAAUAAAAAAAGUACUGAGGGAAUGCAUGGACGUCUGUUGUGCUCAGACCUCUAUACAUUUGAAAAUUUUGAAAUUCAUUAUGCUGAACUUACUAAAUGUUGGAAAACUAUUUUUUACUUGAAAGUGAAGAGAGAUGUGGUGAAGUACAUUUAUCUUGCUUAAUAUACUGAGCGGUAAGUACUAUAUUCUUACUUUGCGGACAGUUAAAGCUCUGAUUAAUUAGGGGAAUACAUUCCUAGAGGAAAAGCAAAGUUGUAGGUUCUAAUUAAAUAACUUGAAGAUUUGGGAUUGUUUUGCCAGAAAAUCGGAAGCAAUAUUUAAAUACUCUUACUAGCCAGUAACAUUAGAGUAUACCGUUAUGCUAGAUCAUGAAAAUUAGUAGAUUUUCAGAGUAGUUUCAUAUCAAUUGUAAGGGUUUUUUUUUUUUUUUAUGUAUUUUUUUUUAUAACAUGAAUUUAGAAGAAAUGGUAUUCUAAGUACAUUAGUUUAUAUCAUAUAAAAUUAGUUUUUAAUAUUUAAGAUAUCACAAUAAAAUGUUUACCUGAUUAAAUUUUUCAUAAAUCUGGUUUUUGAACAUGUUUGAUAUAUUACCAUAUAUUUUCUGUUUGUGACAUCAGGUGUUGUAUGACUCAAUAAUGACAAUCAAACGCUUCAACUCAUAUUAAUAGAAGCUAGUUCUGUGAAAUUGUUUGUUCUGUAACUUAAUUUGAAAACAGAGACUAAGUCUGUAUCUUUUCCGUGUCUAAGAGAUAGAUAAAUACAUAGCAAAAAUGGGAUUCAAACCAAAGCCUUGGAAUACCAUUCUGGUGUCCUGCCACCUCCUGCAGUUAUCUACAGUGACAAAGUUACACUUGUUAUGAAGCGAUUGUAUUAGAAAAUGUUGUUUUUUCUUACUGUGAUAUUAUCUAGAAUAGUAUGUAUUGCGUUUCAAAUGUACAAAUACACCUUGAAACACAGUACUUGCCAAGCUUUUGUGAAAGUAUAUAACUUACUGCUGUGCAGAAAUUAACCUACAGUGUUUGUGUUGUGGUUUGACAUUAAUUUCUGUAUUGAAUUUUAACUCUAUUUUUGUUUGUUUCGUCAGCAUCUUUUCUGUAACAGCAUAACAUUUGCAGCCUUAUUAAAUUUUUAUAUCAGUAUCAGGUUUCAAAAUAUAUCUGCAUGAAAAUAUUUUGAAAUAAUGUGCUGAAAUUGUUACUGUAUUUAAUUGGCCAGGACUGAAACAGCACGAGAUUGAAGAAAUGUACCAUCAAGAAUAAUUGUUAAGUUAGUCUUAAGAGAAUUACCGUCUUAUUUGAUUUAUAUACACUUAAUGUAUAUCCGAUAUGUGUAUGUCACUAUGAAUUUCGUUUAUGUCAGACUGAGUUUCACAAAGCUGGUCUUUGUUUCACACACCCUGUCAUGACUUUGUUAUGUCGUGUCUUUUGUUUGUACAUUCCGUCCAGUUGUCUUGUAUCAUUCUUUACAUUUUUGAAAAAAUAUACAAUAACAGUACAACAAAGGUUGUAUUCAUGGACAGUGUUGUUGAAGAGAUCUGUGAUAGAACUAUUUUUGUCGAGAAAAUAGUGCAUUGUCUUUUGUAGUGUUUAUUUCUGUCAUGUUUGUACUUUGUUGUUUUUUAACAUUUGCUCAGCAUAAUGUCAAACUAAAACUUAGGAAAACUUUAGCUGAUCAUGAAUAAUGUAGAUCUAUAUGCCAUACAUAAUUACUGAAUCAACUUUAUUAAGAUAGAAUUAUAUCACAGAUGUAAAUAUAUUACUCAAUUAAGAGUAAAACACCAGGUUACAGAUUUUGUGAAAAACUUUUUUAUUUAAAGGAAAUAAUGUAUUUUCCUCUUAAAUCCAGCCAUUUAAUUGAUUUAAUCAUAUGAAGUCAAACUUAUUUCAGUUUUUUUGCAUAUAAAUGAAAGUUUUUAAUAAAUAAUCAUUAUUCAUUGCACUUGUUAUACAAUAUUAUGUGUGUUGUGUGUUUAUUUUCAGGGAAAGGGUUUUUUUGAUUUAUGUUCUCUUCUUUACUGAACACCAAAAGAUUUCAUUUAACAUAUUUUUAGAAUGUACGUCUAUUUUAAAAACUGCAUGUCAUGUGACUAAAUUCUCCUCAGGAAUAAAUUUUAGGGGUAUUUUUAUGUAUCCCUGAUGAAUGCCUGAUCUAGCCCAAAUUAGUUAAAUUAGAUAGAACUACAGUUAUUUACAUUCAAUGUUUGGUCGCGUGUUUCACUUUUCCUUCUUACAGUUUAUAAAUAUUAAAUUUACAAAAAACGAUUUAGUAAUCAGAAACUCCAGAACAUGGAUUGUUUGUUAUAUUUGUGAAAUGUAUCGGAUCAGUAGUAGUUAGGUUUAUGUUAUUAAUAGCUCAAAAAGUGGAGUUAAAAGAUUUUAUUUUACAAAGAUUUAUUAAUUGGGGAAAUAUGAAUUUUUUCAUCCUGUAUUUUAGCAUAGACUCCAAUGUUCAGAGUUCUUAUAACAGAUUUUAGAUUAUUUUUCAGAAAAAGGUAGUUUACAUUUUAUAAAGCAUUACAUUCCGUCCUAUAUAUUGAUAUGCUAUAUUAGUAUUCAUACUUUUCUUUACUUUUGUACUAUUUCUAUGAUAAUUGUAUGUUAAUAAAAAGAUGUUGUUAAGUUGAA